Molecule: messenger RNA, 2068 nt
Organism: Sesamum indicum (sesame)
Lineage: Eukaryota; Viridiplantae; Streptophyta; Magnoliopsida; Lamiales; Pedaliaceae
Product: UDP-glycosyltransferase 92A1-like
Molecular function (GO): UDP-glucosyltransferase activity
Source: RefSeq, a predicted model, not a curated record
GUUGCGUGUGAUGAGAUGAGAAGGGAAAUACCUAGAAAGGCCUAGCGAGUGCCUACAGUCAACUUCUGUUUUCUGGGUCUUGAACUUCAUCCCUAUUUUUGAAAACUCACUGCCCAACUAGUCCUAACAAUUCUAGUUGAAUCAAGAUUCAAGAUCUACACUUGUUCGUUUGUCUCUUCCUGUUUUGAAGUUGCUCUCAUUUAUAUUUACCUUUCAAUAAUUUGUAUUCUGUCUUUAUUCUCAUCGCCAAUGAUUGAGAGUUGGAAAAAGCUUCGCAUCAUUUAUAAAACAUUAUACAUACGUUAAUUCAAGAAAACUAAAAUGAUAAUGAUCAAUAUUUCCAGCUGAAACGAUAAGCAUCAGCUUCAACUUCUCCAGACAGGCAGCAGGUUACUUGUUUCUGGGGGGCUGUUCCGCCAGGAUUCUUGAAUUCCGUCGGCCUGAGAAAAGCAGAAUGGGAAAGGGAAGAGAAAACGUGGUAUUGUUCCCUUUCAUGGCGCAAGGCCAUAUACUACCGUUUCUGGCCUUAGCCCAGCAGAUGGAGCGAAAGGGCUACGCUGUAACUUUUGUCAACACCCCUCUCAACAUCAAGAAACUCCGUGAAUCACUUCCUCCGGCAACCGUCGCCGCCAUUAGACUCGUUGGAAUCCCCUUCAACAGCUCAGAUCACGGCUUGCCUCCUGACUCCGAAGACACUGAUUCCCUUCCCUACAGUCUCAGCCUCCGCCUCCUGGAGGCCUCCAUCUUUUUGAAACUUCCGUUCAAGAACCUGCUCGCUGAUCUUAUUAAAGAACAGGGAGGGGAAAGGCCGGUUUGCGUGAUUUCGGAUCUUUUCUUCGGGUGGGCUGCUGAUGUCGCUCACGAAUUCGGGAUUUUUCAUGCGAUUUUCAGCAUUACGGGCGGAUUUGGGAUGGCUUGUUACUGCUCCAUGUGGCUGAAUCUGCCUCAUAAGAACACUGACAGUCUCGAGUUUCAGUUGCCCGAUUUCCAUGAAGCUGGAACAUUUCAUAUCACCCAGCUCACUCCGGCUGUUCUGGUGGCGGGGGAGGAAGACCCGUUCACGGAAUUCCAGCGGAGGAAUAUUCACGCGUGGUCUGAUUCAGAUGCGCUUCUUUUCAACACAGUUGAAGAGUUGGACAAAACAGGACUGACGUAUUUUCGCCGUAAAUUAGGCGUUCCUGUUUGGGGAAUCGGGCCUCUGUUAUUGCCAGUCGACAACGGCAGAGCAAUGAUUAGUCCAGAGCAGUGCACCGAAUGGCUGGAUAAAAAAGAACCAAACUCCGUAAUAUACAUAUGUUUUGGCUCACAGAACACAAUCUCAGCAUCACAGAUGAUGAACUUAGCAAAAGCCCUGGAUGCCAGCGGCAGAAGUUUCAUAUGGGUUGUCCGGCCGCCGUUGGGAUUUGACAUAAACGCAGAGUUCGUGGCAGAACAAUGGCUGCCGGAGGGGUUCCUGCAGAGAAUCCAAGAUGAAGAAAGAGGGCUAAUUGUCAGCAAAUGGGCGCCCCAGGUGGAGAUCUUAGCCCAUAAAUCUGUGGCUGCAUUUAUAAGCCAUUGCGGGUGGAAUUCAGUACUGGAAUCUCUUAGAAGUGGGGUACCAAUAAUCAGCUGGCCGAUGGCAGCAGAGCAAUUCUACAAUGCGAAGCUGUUGGUGGAGAAAGUCGGAGUUUGCGUUGAAGUAGCCAGAGGAACUAAUUUUGAGGUGAGACAGGAGGAUAUCAUGGAGAAAAUAGAACUGGUUGUGGGUGAAAAUGAAAAAGGAAGGGAAAUUCGUCAGAAAUCGCUGGAAAUGAAAGAAAUGUUGGGAGAUGCUGUAAGGGAUGAGGAGAAUUACAGGGGAUCAUCUGUGAAAGCCAUGCAAGAGUUUUUUGUUGCUGCAUUGUUGAAGAAGGAGCAGGCAAUUGGGACAGCAUGAUCAAGGACUGAUAAGGGUAUUGGAAUUUAAUGAAAUUAAGCUUAUUCAACAUUUUUGCCAUUCCUGUAAUAUUUUCUUUAUGAGGGAGGUGGGUCACAAUAAUGUAAAUGUCUUCUUCGUCGAUGGUCUUCCUAUGUGGUCCUUUCUUACAAA